Penicillium atrosanguineum is the source of this 2712-nucleotide messenger RNA. Its product is annotated as sugar transporter STL1. Gene Ontology annotation, molecular function: chitin synthase activity. The transcript is spliced from 5 exons. The record is from RefSeq and is a predicted model, not a curated record. Gene Ontology annotation, cellular component: cell periphery; cell septum. NCBI's taxonomy places the organism in Eukaryota, Fungi, Ascomycota, Eurotiomycetes, Eurotiales, Aspergillaceae. The coding region runs from base 1 to 2712 and encodes 903 amino acids.
AUGGGUACCCCCAUGCCAAAGUCUCCCCAUUCCCCCCAUUCGGCGCCGUCGUCUCAUUCUCCCGAGGCUAGCGAGAGCAGCUUGUAUUCGCACACCAAUCCUCAAGCUCACAAUUAUGGCCUAGAAGAAAAGUCCGAACAGGCCGAAAGCCAACAAUCGCUCCUCUACCGAAACCAACCGAGUCCUUUUAAUGCUCCCUUCGACGAUCCGUAUGCCUCGACGGAUUCUUUGCGGCGCUAUACUCUCCAAGACCCUGGUGUGGCCAUCUUUCCAGAGGGGCCGUACCAGGAAUCCUCGGGCACGUUCAACCGUCGCUCGGGGAUUCAGUCCCCCAUGUCCGAGACACCCUCGGAGGCCUGGCAGAAUCGCCAGGUCCCCGGCUCCGGUCUUCGACGCUACGCAACCCGUAAAAUCAAGCUGGUGCAGGGCUCCGUGCUGAGCGUGGACUACCCGGUGCCGAGUGCGAUUCAAAAUGCCAUCCAAAAAGAGUAUCGGGAAUCCGAAGAGGGCUUCCCGGAAGAGUUUACCCAUCUGCGCUACACGGCCGCUACGGUCGACCCUGAUGAGUUCACGCUGCGAAACGGAUAUAAUUUGCGACCGGCCAUGUACAACCGACACACGGAAUUGCUCAUUGCCAUCACCUAUUACAACGAAGACAAAGUGCUCACCGCGCGAACUCUGCAUGGUAUCAUGCAGAACAUUCGGGACAUUGUCAACCUGAAGAAGUCGGAGUUCUGGAACAAGGGUGGACCGGCGUGGCAGAAGAUCGUGGUUACUAUGGUUUUCGACGGUAUCGACCCCUGCGACAAAAAUACCCUCGAUUUACUGGCAACCGUUGGUAUCUAUCAGGAUGGCAUCAUGAAGCGGUCUGUGGACGGCAAGGAAACUGUCGCGCAUAUUUUCGAGUACACCACCCAGCUCUCCGUCACCGCGAGUCAGCAAUUGAUUCGGCCCCAAGGCACCGAGUCGACAAACCUCCCGCCUGUUCAGAUGAUUUUCUGCCUAAAGCAGAAGAACAGUAAAAAGAUCAACUCCCACCGCUGGCUGUUCAACGGCUUCUGCCGUAUCUUAAAUCCGGAGGUGGUGAUUCUGAUCGAUGCCGGUACGAAACCCGGCAAAAAGUCUCUUCUUGCCCUGUGGGAAUCGUUCUACAAUGACAAAAACCUUGGCGGGUCUUGUGGUGAGAUUCACGCCAUGUUAGGUAAAGGCUGGAAGAAUCUGAUGAACCCUCUCGUUGCUGCUCAGAACUUCGAGUAUAAGAUCUCGAAUAUUCUCGAUAAACCGCUAGAGAGUGCUUUCGGAUACGUGAGUGUAUUGCCUGGUGCUUUCUCGGCUUAUCGCUACCGUGCGAUUAUGGGCCGGCCUCUGGAGCAGUACUUCCACGGUGACCACACCCUCUCGAAGCAGCUCGGCAAGAAGGGUAUCGAGGGCAUGAACAUUUUCAAGAAGAACAUGUUCCUUGCCGAAGAUCGAAUCCUGUGUUUCGAACUAGUGGCAAAGGCUGGUUUCAAGUGGCACUUAACCUACGUCAAGGCGUCUAAGGGUGAGACUGAUGUCCCCGAAGGCGCUGCGGAGUUUAUCGGCCAGCGACGACGAUGGCUCAACGGUUCGUUUGCUGCCAGUUUGUAUGCCAUGAUGCACUUUACUCGGAUCUAUAAGAGUGGGCAUAAUAUCAUUCGUCUGAUGUUCCUCCACGUGCAAAUGUUGUACAACUUUGCCGGUCUUGUCAUGACCUGGUUCUCUCUCGCUUCGUUCUGGCUCACAACCACCGUUAUUAUGGAUCUUGUGGGAACUCCUAGUGCGGCUAACAAAGAUAAGGGCUGGCCCUUUGGUAACGAUGCCUCCCCCAUUGUCAACAACUUCUUGAAGUACGGAUACGUCUUCUUCCUGAUGCUUCAGUUCAUUCUCGCCCUUGGAAACAGACCGAAGGGUUCCCGCCUGUUUUACACGCUUUCUUUCCUCUAUUUCUCCAUCGUUCAGGCCUACAUUCUCGUCCUCUCGUUCUACCUUGUGAAGAACGCCUUUACCGGAGGUACUCUGGAUUUCUCCAUGAGUGAUGGUAUCGGCGCGUUCCUCAAAUCCUUCUUUAGUUCGUCUGGCGCCGGUAUCGUCCUGAUCGCCUUGGUGUCGACCUACGGUGUCUACUUCCUGGCGAGUUUCCUGUAUAUGGAUCCCUGGCACAUGUUCACCUCGUCCUGGGCCUACUUCUGUGGAAUGACCUGCUCGAUCAACGUUCUGAUGGUGUACGCUUUCUGCAACUGGCACGAUGUCUCGUGGGGAACGAAGGGGUCCGACAAGAGUGAGGCCCUGCCCGAAGCUCAAACGAAGAAGGAAGAUGGAAAGUCAAACUUCAUCGAGGAAGUCGACAAGCCACAGGCCGACAUUGAUAGCCAAUUCGAGUCGACGGUCAAGCGCGCGCUGGCGCCGUUUGUGGAGCCGGAGGAAGAGGACGAAAGGAGCAUGGACGACGCAUACAAGGCGUUCCGAACCAACCUGGUCCUGAUCUGGAUCUUCAGUAACUUGAUCUUGGUGCUGUGCAUCACCAGCGAAGGCAUCACACGAUUCUGUCUGACGAACACUUCGACGACUCGGACAGCGGGCUACUUCGAGGCCAUUCUGUGGACCACUGCCGGCCUCUCGAUCUUCCGCUUCUUUGGAUCCAUGUGGUUCCUGGGCAAGUCGGGCAUUUUGUGCUGCGUGUCUCGGCGCUAA